Coniosporium apollinis CBS 100218 is the source of this 1560-nucleotide messenger RNA. RefSeq lists its product as uncharacterized. The transcript has a single exon. Bases 1 to 1560 code for a protein of 519 amino acids. The record is from RefSeq and is a predicted model, not a curated record. NCBI's taxonomy places the organism in Eukaryota, Fungi, Ascomycota, Dothideomycetes.
AUGGAACCCGAAGUCUUGCAGCUACUUGACACCUGGGAACAGAGGAUCCAUGCGCUGGACUGGCGUACGCCUAUGGAGAAGCAUGAACAAGUGCGGAGGGAACGGAGGGAGGCUCAGGAGAAGAGGACGUUGGAGCAGGAAAGGAGUAGGCAAGAAGAAGAAAGGCGGGAACAAGACCGCAAGAAGGAGCUUGAACGGAAGGGAAAGGAGGCUGAGCAGGCCGCUGCGACUCUGAUGGCGGCGGAAGAAGAUACGGACCUACCAGCCAAGGAGGGCCCGAAGAGCCGGAAGAAGAAGGGCAAAAAGGGAAAGAGGGCGGCUGGCAAGAAGAAGAAGGCAGAUGAGAGCACUGGUACAGCCACGCCACCAGCACUCAGCGCUAUUCAGGAGGCUGAAGAAGCUCCUCCUAUACGCUUGCCGUCACCUCAUGGCGAAUCUUGGACACUUGUUGAGAAGUUCAGGAGGCGGCCGCAACUGGCCACUAGCCUGCCGCCGCUGUUUGACGGCCUGUCUUUGACUAUGCCGCUGCCAGCGCCUCCUGGACUAUCCUCACCUGUCGAAGCAUCUAAGCAGCGCUCGCCGGUAGCACUCGUGGCAAAUCCUUCACCUACCGAAGUUCCUUCCCCUGCCAAAGAUGUCGCGUCUAAAGAGGAUCAUAUACUUGUCGAAGCCGCCGUCUCGAAAUCGCCGCCAGUACUAACCAGCCCCUCUCCGCCUCCUGAAGACUCCGCCGGAAUGCUGCGCUUGUGGUUUGGUAGCCUGGAGUUCCCUUGUGCAAGGCGUCAAUCAAAGCUCGCGUCAGCCUCUGGCAAGCCUCUCUUCUCUGUUGGAGACCUACCGCCGCGGCCGUUUCCAGCUUCUAUAAGGACUUUGCCGCUUCUCGAAGCUUCAGUCGCCCAGCCGUUGCAGGAGACAAGCAAGCAGGAGGCCUCUGGCGCAGAGCUGCCUAGGCAGACGAAUUUCGAGUUCAUGUAUCGCAGGUCAGCUCACGAGAGGGCUAGAACGGUGUCAAUGUCAGCGUUGCACGAUUCUCUGUUCAGUAAUGCAGCGCCUGCGCCUGCUACACCCGCAGCAUCAACCACUUCUCGGGUGACUCGUGAUGGUUCGAGGACUGGUCACGAUCUGGUAUCCGUAAUGUCUCGGCCUCCUGGUCUGGCGCUGAGCGUGACGACGGAUACUCCUCAAGCGACACCGGCCAGCCGAUCUUCUCCAUACGCUCCAAACCCAGCGCAUUUGCCUGCCCAGCAUCGAGUCAUGUACGCACCGGUACAGACCAUCCCCGCCCCUCCCUACGGUCCUUCAAACAGCAUCGCAGUGGCCGGCUUACCCACAACACCCCAGUACUGGGAUGGUCCUGUAUACCAUGUGGCAAUCCCGGUUGUAGAUUACUAUGGACGUUUCACGGGGCUCCACAAUGCGGUAGCCUGCCAGGGCGAGGAGCAGCUCCAACGUUUCAUCGAGUUGAUGCCAUUACAACUGGCCCCUGCGCAGGAGUAUCACACCAGAAUCCUUGAAUAUCACGGCACUGUAGGGGAGUAUCGCGCUAGGCGUGGAUGGUAG